CAGAGCCGAGAUUGAUUGUGAUGAAAGAGAAACAACAGAAUUGCCAUGUAUCGAGGGUUUAUGUGGGAAGACGUGGCGUGCAUCUGGGAAGUAACCUUAGCAACCGAAGAAUCCUGAACAGCCUGCAGAGUUGCUGUACGUAGAAGCAUUAUUUCAUCGCCGACGUCCCAUUUUCAGCACCUUGGACAACGACGAGCACGCUUCACAGUGCGACACGCUGAGGAAAAAAAGGAGUAAUCGACGAAUAUUUCUAUAUUUACCAGACCUUCUUCUUCUAUAUCUACAUUUAUCACCGUGAGUGAGACGUAUUGAUUUAUUCCGUAUCUAAAGACCCCGUAAUAAUCAAGGCAACAUGGGAACUGUACUCUCAGUGUCCCCGAGCUACCGAAAGGCAAGCCUGUUUGAUGAAAAACCACCCCCUCUGGCACAUUAUACAGCUGUGCAGAACAGUAAAAACGCCAAGGACAAGAGCCUGAAACGGCAGUCACUCAUCAAUGUCCUGCCAUGGAAGCGGAUUGUGGCAGCUUCGGCCAAGAGAAAAGGUUCUAAGAAGCUGGCCUCUGGGGACAGUCAAGAUGAAGAGAGCGUGGGCACCCUCAACAGCCAAAACCUGAAGAAGUCCCAGUCCUGUGCCAACCUCUCCGGCUUCACCCAGGAGUCGGCCGUGAGCUCCAUUCCCACAUCGAAAACCACCGCCAAUGUGGCCUCCACUGCGAAGAGGACCUCCAUCAACGGAUCGGUGGGCCAAGCGACCAACGCGGGCACACCCAAAAGAGUAAUCGUGCAGGCUUCCACCAGCGAGCUCCUGAGGAGCCUAGGCGAGUUCCUGUGCCGACGCUGCUACCGAUUGAAGCGCCUCUCCCCAGCCGACCCUGUUCUGUGGCUGCGCAGCGUGGACCGCUCCCUUCUGCUGCAGGGCUGGCAGGACCAGGGCUUCAUCACCCCGGCUAACGUGGUCUUCCUCUACAUGCUCUGCCGUGAGGUCAUUUCGGCCGAGGUGUCCAGUGAGCGCGAGCUACAGGCCGAGGUGCUCACUUGCCUCUACCUCUCCUACUCCUACAUGGGAAACGAGAUUUCAUACCCGCUCAAGCCCUUCCUGGUGGAGACGGAUAAGGAUGCCUUCUGGAAUCGCAGUUUGGCGAUCAUCAACCGCAUGAGUAGCAAAAUGCUCCAGCUUAACUCUGACCCACACUACUUCACACAGGUUUUUGCUGACCUGAAAAACGAAAGUCAAAAGGAGGAGGAGAGCCGGCUGCUUAUAGGCCUGGAUCGAUAA
Messenger RNA from Sinocyclocheilus anshuiensis, 1276 nucleotides. RefSeq names its product cyclin-dependent kinase 5 activator 1-like. The coding region runs from base 353 to 1276 and encodes 307 amino acids. Gene Ontology annotation, biological process: brain development; axon guidance. Gene Ontology annotation, cellular component: growth cone; cytoplasm; protein kinase 5 complex. NCBI's taxonomy places the organism in Eukaryota, Metazoa, Chordata, Actinopteri, Cypriniformes, Cyprinidae. The transcript is spliced from 2 exons. Gene Ontology annotation, molecular function: cyclin-dependent protein serine/threonine kinase activator activity; protein kinase binding. The record is from RefSeq and is a predicted model, not a curated record.